CGACUCUAUCCGUAAAUACCAUGCGCUCACAACCGACGUGUCGCCUCUACUAGAUUGACUAGCGAUUACCGUAAUGUUCAACUUCACGCCUCUGCUAGGCGCACAGUCAUCGUCACCCGCGUCUCAGUCGCUCUUAGAGUUCGAUGGAGGGAUCCAAGUACUCAUAGAUGUCGGUUGGGACGAGAGCUUUGAUGUUGAGAAGCUAAAAGAGAUUGAGAGACAUGUCCCAACGCUCUCAUUCAUCCUACUCACUCAUGCCACAACGGCGCAUCUCGGCGCUUACGUGCAUUGCUGCAAGAACUUCCCUUUGUUCUCUCGAAUACCCGUCUACGCGACAAACCCGGUGAUAUCGCUCGGCCGGACCCUAUUGCAAGAUUUAUACGCGUCUACACCUCUUGCAUCCUCCAUAAUACCUACGGAAGCUCUCAAUGAGUCCGCAUACUCGUUUCCCUCUACGCUGAAGGGCGGCAACAACCCUAGCAUACUGCUACAAGCGCCGACUCCAGAGGAAAUCGCCGACUAUUUUGCCCGCAUAAAUCCUCUCAGAUACUCGCAACCACAUCAGCCUAUCCCAUCGCCCCAUUCCCCCCCGCUUAAUGGCCUUACGAUCACGGCAUACAGCGCUGGACACACAUUAGGAGGUUCGAUAUGGCAUAUUCAGCAUGGCAUGGAGUCAGUGGUAUAUGCUGUCGAUUGGAAUCAAGCUAGAGAACAUGUGCUUUCAGGAGCUGCCUGGCUUGGUGGGCCUGGUACUGGCGGCUCCGAGGUCCUGGAGCAGCUGCGUCGCCCUACAGCUUUGAUUUGCAGCAGUAAAGGCACGGGCUUGGUCAAAGUUGCUAGGUCACCCAACAAACGAGAUGAAGCUCUCCUCGCGAUUGUUCGAGAAACAGUAGCCAACGGUGGAUCUGUCUUGAUUCCGACCGAUUCUAGUGCUCGCAUCUUAGAAUUAGCAUAUCUCCUGGAAGAGACAUGGCAACGUGAGACUUCAAAAGCGGAUAGCAACAGCCCCUUGAAGAGCGCAAAGAUCUACCUUGCUAGCCGAACUGGAGGGGCUACGAUGCGAUAUGUACGAAGCAUGCUUGAGUGGAUGGAGGAGGGUAUUGUGAAGAAGUUCGAAGCCGCAAGCGGCGCAGCAGAUCCGGAUCGAAGAAACCGAAAUGGAAAAGACGACGACAAAGGCCCUAGAGUACCCUUCGACUUCAAGCACAUCACACUACUUGAACGCAAAACACGCGUAGCUCGCAUGCUUAGCGCUACCGGGCCGCGCGUGAUAUUAGCAAGUGACGCGACUCUCGAAUGGGGUUUUUCAAAGGAUGCUAUCAAGAGUUUGGCAGCAGAUGAGAAGAAUCUGAUCAUCCUCACCGAAAGAGUUGGCGAGCUCGGUGCGCACGGAAAGGGCCUUGGAAGAUAUCUUUGGGACCUAUGGAACGAGCGCAUCACGUCUCCUGUGGAUGCACCUUCUGCUGCUAUAGUAGACGCUUCUGGUGAUCAAGCCCCUCUACGCAGUAUACGAGCAGUGGCCCUCGAGGGCGAUGAGGUUCCACUAUACCAGCAAUUCCUCGCUAGCCAACGACAGCGACAAACUACUAUUGGUGGAGAUGCGGCUGCAAUGCUGGAGACCUCUGCGGACAUAGUCGACGAUCGAUCGUCCACAGAAUCCGAAAGUUCAGAAGGCUCAGGCGAUGGAUAUCGAGGAAAAGCCCUGAAUGCAACUGUCGCCCUACAACAUGCACGGAAUAAGCUUGGUAUGACAGACGCAGAACUGGGUGUGAACGUGCUCAUUCGUCGCAAAAACGUGUACGAUUAUGAGGUCCAAGGGAAGAAGGGUAAAGAGAAGGUCUUCCCCUUCCAAUUCAAGAAAAGGCGAGCAGAUGAUUUUGGAGACCUCAUUCGACCCGAGGAUUUCGCUCGAGCGGAAGAAGAGGACAACGUCGCUGGAGAGGCUCUUCGCGGCGAGGGGUCGAAAAAGGAGAAUGCUGUUGGUCAGAAGAGGAGAUGGGAUGGUUUGAUCGACGUAGCCGACAGCUCCAAGGCAAAAGGCAACGAGAAGCGGCGGAGAGCUGACGGAGAAGAUGGAGGACGUGCUGAUGGAGCAGAGUCAGACAGCGAGGCAGAGGAAGACGCGGACAAGGUGGAGGGUCCAUCAAAAGUCAUCAUCGAGUGGGAAACUUUAGAAGUUCAGUGCCGGAUAGCAUUUGUCGACUUCUCGGGCCUACACGACCGUCGCACCAUCCAGCAACUCCUGCCUCUCAUUAAGCCCCGAAAACUCAUCUUCGUAGGCGGAGAAGAAGUCGAAACCACGGAGCUCGCAGACGCCAUCCGAGAAUCACUCAACGCAAACACCGACUCGGCGAACGCCAUCGACGUCUUCACUCCUGCAGUCGGCAUGAUGAUUGACGCCAGCGUAGACACAAACGCCUGGACUGUCAAGCUUAGCCGCAACAUGGUGCGCAACCUUCGCUGGCAGAAUGUGCGCGGCAUGGGCGUUGUGGCCAUCACUGGCCGACUCGCAGCUGCGACUCUUAACUCUUCACCCGAAGUCGAACUCGAAGAAGCCCCGGCAAAGAAAAAGGCACGCCUCGACGCCCCCGCCGUCCCCGUCUCCUCUCUCGACAAGUCAGAUACCACACCCAUCCUCGAUGUUGUGCCAGCGAAUAUGGCUACGGCGGUGCGCUCCGUUGCCCAACCUUUCCAUGUCGGUGACUUGAGGCUUGCUGAUCUUAGAAAACUCAUGAACAACAUGGCUGGUAUGCAAGCAGAGUUUAGGGGUGAGGGUGUGCUGGUCGUCAAUGGGACGGUAGCAGUGCGGAAGACGGCUACAGGGCAGAUUGAGGUGGAUGGCGGUGCGUAUGGAAAUGUAGAUUCAAGAAAUAGUGAUGCGGCGACAUUUUACAAGGUUAAGAGGCAAAUCUAUGAAGGGUUGGCGGUGGUGGCUGAAGGAUAAGUGGGCGACAUGGGCUGUAUGGCAUUUCAAGGGGAGUUUGGUGCGAGUGGUUUCCUUUUUCAUAUAAGUGGUUGUCUCCUACGAGAGGCAGUAGCUCAGGGCAUCUUUAACCUCGACAAAGUAUAUCGUGCUAUCUAAUAACUGUACAACAAUAACAACAACAUGGGACACU
This is a messenger RNA of Cucurbitaria berberidis CBS 394.84, 3116 nucleotides long. RefSeq lists its product as uncharacterized. The record is from RefSeq and is a predicted model, not a curated record. Gene Ontology annotation, biological process: mRNA 3'-end processing by stem-loop binding and cleavage. The coding region runs from base 74 to 2944 and encodes 956 amino acids. Gene Ontology annotation, molecular function: RNA binding. NCBI's taxonomy places the organism in Eukaryota, Fungi, Ascomycota, Dothideomycetes, Pleosporales, Cucurbitariaceae. Gene Ontology annotation, cellular component: mRNA cleavage and polyadenylation specificity factor complex. The transcript has 2 exons.